This is a messenger RNA of Racocetra fulgida, 2275 nucleotides long. Lineage: Eukaryota; Fungi; Glomeromycota; Glomeromycetes; Diversisporales; Gigasporaceae. The record is from the annotation of a GenBank genome assembly.
AUGUCAAUUGCCCGAGAAUUAAAAAAAAUUGAAAAAUUACAAGUUGACAGACAUGCUAAAAAUAAGCCACUUGCCAAACACCCGACCGGAGAAUUACAUAUCGGUGGGGCCCGAACGGCACUUUUUAAUUAUCUUUUUGCCAAACAAAAUGACGGUCAGUUUAUUCUCCGUAUUGAGGAUACUGACCUCCAAAGAAAUAAAGAAAUAUUUGUCAAUAAUUUAUAUGAGGAUUUACUAUGGCUGGGAUUAAAGCCUGAUGAAUCGAUUUUUCAAAUCGGUGAACACGGUCCUUAUCGGCAAACCCAGCGAUUAGACAUUUAUCGGAAAUAUAUUGAAAAGUUAUUAGCCGAAAAAAAGGCCUAUUAUUGCUUUUGUUCUCCGGAGGAAUUGGCUCAAGAAAGAGAAAAAUUUAUCCAAGGAAAUAAACGAAGCAAUUAUCAAUAUUCCCGGAAGUGUUUACGACUAAGUGAAAAAGAGGUUCAAUUUUUUCUCCACCAAAAAAAGCCGUAUGUUGUGCGCUUAAAAAUCCCCUCCGCUAAAAAUUACUCUUUUGCUGAUUUAGUGCGAGGGGAAGUUAAUUUUAGGAGCCAAAACAUUGAGGAUUUUGUGCUUUUUCGUCAAAAUGGCAUCCCUAAUUUCAAUUUUGCGUGUGUGGUUGACGACCGCCUAAUGAAAAUUAGCCAUGUUUUACGAGGCGAGGAGCAUUUAUCCAAUACUGGCAAGCAAUUACUUUCCAAACGGGACCCUGAAACUAGUCAAUGGCAACUAAUUAGCCAAUUACGAGCCAAAGGAUAUUUACCGGAAGCAAUCGUUAAUUAUUUGCUCCUUUUAGUAAAAGAAAUCUCUUGGUUAUUCCGGCCACAACUGAAUUAUUUUGCGGAAUUAAUUAAUUUAACCACUUAUUUUUUUCAAAGGCCAACACAAAAAAUUGAAAUUGAGGAAAAACAAUUGAAUCAAUUAGCCAAAUGGGAAGUAGAAAAUAUUAAAUCAGUUCUUAAAUCGGUUUGUUUAAGCAACCAAGCCCCCCAAAGAGAUUUUUAUCUCUUGGUGCGAAAAGUAUUGACAGGAACCGGCAAAGGACCUGAAUUGCCUCAUCCCCGAGUUUUGAGUUUAGAGUGUAGCAAGCAAGAAAUUACCGCCUGUCUAGAUGAUGGCCGAAAAUUAAAUGAGGACAUUAGUUUGCGGGUGUUUACGGACGGCUUAGAAAGUGAGGAGCCACAUAUUCAUGCCGAAGGUUCAGGUGGAAUUAUGAAAGUUUUUCUAACAGAUUUAUCAGUUGAAUAUUCGCGUGUAAAUAACGGACAAGAAUUAAUUGCCGAAGCCAAAAAUAAUCUAGAUUAUAAGGAUUUCGUAGAAAAAGAUUUGAUAUCUUUCGACGAGAUUAAUGUCCGAUCUGAACUUCACCAACUUUUUCCAGAAGUAAAAUUUGCUCAUCCUGAUAGUGGUGGUAAUAGAAAAUUAAAUAACACUACUUAUAAAGAACUUAAAAAAGACAAUGAAGAUUAUACUUUACGCCGCUAUUUAGUAGCCGAAAAAUUUUGGCAUUUAAAGAAAAUAAUAAGAAAUUAUUUUCGCGAAAAUGAAGCCAGAAUAUAUAAUUCCCCCAAGCACGGCAAUAUCUAUCUCUAUGUAGGAGAGAAAAAUGCUGAUGGCGGUCGGGAAAUUAAAAUUGGCAUUACUAAAAGCGAGUUUGAAAAUUACCAUGAAGCCAACGAACAAGGCAUUUUAGCCAAGACCCAUGUUGCCGAAAUCGACUACUAUUUAGACGAUAUGAAAAAAAAUCGACCUGAUUAUUAUGCGGCUUGUGAUAAAAAUUGUGAUAUUUGCGGCGUUAAACUUUGUUGUCAUUUUGAAGAGGAAAACAAAAAUAACCAAAUUAGCGAAAGUGAAAAAUCCCAACUUCUGCAAUAUUUUCUCCAAAAUGAGCAACAAAAAUAUCACCAAAUACUUGAAAAAUUACCAACUCAUACUCUAUCUUUAAGUGAAUUACAAAAUAAUAAUACUAAUUCGGAUUCUAAUAAAGACGAUAAAAGUUUCUAUAAAGGCCUAGUUAUUGGGGCUGUUGUGAUUAUUUUAAUUGGGUUAAUUGCUUAUUAUUUACAAUUUUUCGCCCAAAAAAAAGGGGGCGGUUCGGCGGCUACUAAUUGUAGCCAUAAAUCUUACAAUCCCAACAAUCUGGGAGUAAAAAUAUUUGGUAGCCAGUUAGUUAAAAAGGGCAGCAUAAUUGUUCGUCAACAUGGCACCAAAUAUAAAGGAGGACCGGGGGUGUUUUUGG